Molecule: messenger RNA, 1895 nt
Organism: Triplophysa rosa
Lineage: Eukaryota; Metazoa; Chordata; Actinopteri; Cypriniformes; Nemacheilidae
Gene: pdk2b
Product: pyruvate dehydrogenase kinase 2b
Exons: 11
Coding region: 1-1224 (407 amino acids)
Biological process (GO): protein phosphorylation; regulation of glucose metabolic process
Cellular component (GO): mitochondrion
Molecular function (GO): pyruvate dehydrogenase (acetyl-transferring) kinase activity
Source: RefSeq, a predicted model, not a curated record
AUGAUGAAGUUUGUGAGGUUUAUGAUGAGAAAUGCUGCGAUGUUAAAUGUGCCGAAGCACAUUGAUCACUACGCCAAGUUUUCUCCAUCGCCUUUGUCGAUGAAGCAAUUUCUGGAUUUCGGAUCCACCAACGCGUGCGAGAAAACAUCCUUUGCAUUUCUCAGACAAGAGCUCCCGGUGAGACUGUGCAACAGUCUGAAAGAAAUCAACCUGUUACCAGAUCGUUUGAUCAUGACUCCAUCCGUUCAGCUGGUUCAUAGCUGGUUUGCCCAAAGCCUGAUGGAGGUCCUUGAAUUCCAAGACCAAAACCCAGAUGACCCGAGUGUGCUGGAAGAAUUCAUGGAAGCUCUAGUGACCCUAAGGAACCGCCACAACGACGUGGUGCCCACCAUGGCCCAGGGUGUCAUCGAGUAUAGGGAUGCGUUUGGCGCCGACUCUGUCACAAGCCAGAACAUCCAAUACUUUCUGGACCGCUUCUACAUGAACCGAAUCUCCAUUCGCAUGCUCAUUAACCAGCACACUCUGAUCUUUGAUGGCACCACCAAGCCGGCACACCCCAGCAGCAUCGGGUGCAUUGACUCCUGCUGUGACGUCACAGAAGUAAUCAGAGAUGCUUACGAAUGUGCUAAAAUGCUCUGUGAGCAGUACUAUCUCGGAUCCCCGGACCUGGAGCUUAGAGAGAUAAAUGCAAAGAACAAGUUCCAGCCAAUCCAAAUAUCCUACGUUCCUUCUCAUCUCUACCACAUGGUUUUUGAGCUCUUCAAGAAUGCAAUGAGAGCUACUAUUGAGAAUCACGAAGCGAGCAGCACGCUGCCGCCCAUCAAAGUCACGGUGGCCCUGGGACAAGAAGACCUGUCAAUCAAAAUCUGUGACAGAGGUGGUGGUGUUCCAUUCAAAAAGAUCGAACAACUUUUUAGCUACAUGUACUCUACAGCGCCCAGGCCGACUCUCAGCGACCAUCAAAGGACACCGAUGGCUGGCUUCGGUUACGGCCUUCCCAUCUCCCGCCUCUAUGCUCAGUACUUCCAAGGGGAUCUCCUGCUUUAUCCAAUGGAGGGAUACGGGACGGAUGCUGUAGUCCAACUGAAGGCACUGUCCACUGAUUCCAUCGAGAAGCUUCCGGUGUUUAAUAAAACUGCCCUGCGCCAUUACAAAUCAAACCUGGAAGCGGACGACUGGUGCGUGCCACGCAAAGAUCCGUUAAACUUCAAGAUCGCGAAGUGAACCACCUGUCUUGGUUGCAUGAAAAAAUAUGAUCAUGGCCUUCAAGAACACCAGAGCGCCAGGCCACCAGAGCGAAUGCUUGCAUUCCACGCAGGCUGCGGGACCAGCUACAGCAUCCUUUACUCUGAGUACUGUUGUGUGGGAACAUUUAAUCGGGACACAGACGAGACGUGUUGCCAGAAAUGAAGAUGCAAAUGAGUAGAGUAGAGUCCUUAGUAUAGAAGCACUGUGGAGCUGAUAAAGUUGGUGGUUUUCGGAAUAGCGCAGGAAGGAAGAGCCUUUCUACAGGAAUGAGAUGCACGUGAUCCUGCUUGAAGAGGAGAUAAAAGUUGCAUGUGAAAGACCAAUAAAGUAGAGUACUGUGAGUGUUUGUCGACCAGGGAGUAAAUAAGCGGAAAUCUGGAAGAAAUAUAUGCGAAGUUAGAAAAAUAUUAGCCCUAGAAAGGGAGACUGUUGCCAAAGAUGUUUUUCCUCUUUCUAAAGAGGCUGGACGUUGUUUUUCAACCAUACUUGAAGUGUUUAUGCCAGUAUUUUUCAAUGUUUAAUUGGAUUUUAAUUUGACCACAAUCUAUCUGCACUAUGUACUGUAUGGCCUAAUUUCUAAAAUGACCCUUUGUUGUGUGAGUUUUUAUGUAUGUACUGCAUAUAAACAAAAUAAAUCUGAGAAAUGU